CUGCUAGCCCUCCCCAUCCCUACCAUGAACCCUCCUGCUGCCUGCCUCGCUCCCUGCCCAGCUGCAGGAGGGAAGCGCACAGUUGCUGCGUGCGGUGCCGGAGAGGGAAUUGCCGCUCGGCUUUCGCCUGGCAAACUGCACCCAGCCGGGGGGAGAUAUUAGCCGCCGCUCUGCGGGCUGAAUGCAAAGGAGCUGCCCAGGGAUCCGGGCUCCCUCCGGCCCCUGCCGGGCAGCAGAGGCGUUUGGCCCCCAGAGAGAAGCCGGGUGGACGGGCUGCGUCUUCUGGCUACUUUCAUCAGCUGCAAGACACUGGGCUUUGGAAAAAAACCCAGCCCGCUGUGGGUGAGAGUCUGACCCUGCCUGGACCAGGAGCACAGGACCGCUGUGACAAGGAGCCACCCUCGAGAGGGGCAGAUUCCCCCCCCCCCCGCACGUGGGGUCCCCCUUCAAGGCUGGGAUGUGGUGACCCGGGUACUAAAGGAACCAGCCUGUGCCCCCCUGGAGCUGCAGCUUUCCUGCGUGGCUGGAGCUGGGGGCUCCCCGGCUGCAGCUUUUCUCCUGCUCAGAGGGGCUGGGACUAGGGGGGCUGCCGCCCCUCCUGGCCUGACGUGGUUUCCAUCAUAUCCAGGGUUGACAGUUUGGUUCAACAGCUCUCAGCCCCCCCUUUCCCCCCCCCCCCCGACAAAUGGCUCCAGCCCUCCUGCUCUGAAGGGAAUGCAGCUGCUCCCCAGCCAUGCUGGGCUGCCCUGUGCCAGGUGGAAACAUCCCUGGUAGUUGGAUUUAGAGGGGACCCUGCAGCGUGAGAGGGGGGUCCAGCUCUGCCUCCCCGCCCCCCUCCCAGCCCACUCAGGAUGCUGGCCGGCUGGAGAGAGCUCUCUGCAGGGAUUGGUGCCACGCUUUGCUUCCUCCUCUUCUUCUGGCUCUUGUAUUCUCAGCCACCUAAGGAAGGCAAGGAGCUGGAGGUGGGGAUGUGUGAGAUUACAGCGCUGAACAGAGACCUCAGCCAUCCCAGGAGGAUGAUCGCCCGGCAGACAGCACGCUGUGCCUGCAGGAGAGGCCAAGUUGCGGGCACAAUGAGGGCAAAACCUGCCUGCGUGGAUGCUCAGCUCAUUGCCAGUAAGCAGUGGUGCGGGAUGGAGCCCUGUGCCGAAGAGGAGCAGUGCACUUUGUUAAUAAAUCGUUCAGGCUGGAGCUGCACUCGACAAUUGGGCCGAAUAAAAACUGUCACGAGUGAUGGGGAAACUGAGGCACAGAGCGGGGAUGUGACCUGCGCACACAGAUUCAGUGGCAGUCAGAAUGAGAGCCAAGACUUCAGCCUCCUAGGCCUGAAUGCUAACCACAAGAUGAUCCCUCUCCUAGUAUGCGUGUGUGUAUGGGGAAGGUCAAGUCUUUAAGUAUAGGGCAGGAAGGGGGAAUAUUUGCAUGGCGGGAAAGGGAGCUUGCUGUCUCUUACUCCAGACAGGUGGGCAGAGCACUGUGGUUGCUCCACGCAACGUGCACAGACCCCGAUGGGAGAAACAGCCCCAAGAAAUACAGACCUCUGGCUAAAGUGGGCUUUGAUGGAAAUUGCAAUGAAAUCCCAACCCGCAGUAUUUUCCUUCCACUUGCCCUGAGAGCACAGGGAGGCAGCUGCUGACACCCAAGGGAAUCAGCUUUGCUAACCCAGGGAGAGAAUAACAGAUCCUGCAGGCCCUGCUCUUGAACACACCUCCAUCCCCCAGGGAGAGGAGAAGGUCUAGUGCCCACCUGCCAGCCCCCACUCAGACUCCACUCAGCACUAUCUCUGCCCCAGGGAGGGGAUAAACGGGAGGUGUCCCUUUGGUACAAGCCCUGGCCCUGCAUUAUCAUAGAAUGGACCCAGCUCGGUUCUGCCUUGUCCGAGUACAAAUGCAUCACGGCUUUGUUUCUAGUGCAGGGAACACAGGCAACCGGCUCUGGCACCUGCUCCCUUGUCUUCCCGAAGGAGAGGCCCUCUUCUCCAUUGGGGCUGCCUGCCAGGCUCCCCCCCAUGCCACAGGCUGCAGCCUGGAAUAGGCCGGUACACAUGCUGUCAUUUUAAACGUCUGAAACCUGCAGACUCGUUCCCAGCUGGUUUAGUGCCAGCCUCUCUCAGCACGGGAACUGUAAAGGAGAAGGCGAGAGCACUGGCUGUGGGGGAGCGCCCAGUCCCUGCCAUUCCCAGCAGGGGGGCGCUGUAGGGCACUGGACAGCAGCAGUGCCGUGGGGGAAGGGAAGGGGGCAUACUUUUCCUAAUGCCCACCAGAACUUGGGGAUAUUUUAUAGGCUGGUGGGGAAUGGACAAGCCCGAGCUGUAAAACCUGGAACCAGAUUUGGAACCCUUUCUGACCGCACACGUUGGGGGUGUUGAGAUCAGUGGUUCUGUUCUGGCCUGUUCUAGAUAUGGGGCCAGCUGUGAGGUUCAGAUCUGGAUCCAGGUUCAGAUUCCAGGCACCUCCCAAAAAUCUGGGGAUGUCCGGAUCUAGGGUUUGAGCUGGGGCCCAUUCUGUCAGGCUGCUCGGCCUUUCCCUUCACAGGCAGCCGAGAAAGACUGGAGCCCUGGUCUCUGCUGUGGGGAGGGCUGAGGGGAUGCAGGUGGAGGAGGGUCUAUGUAUCUUGCAUCUGAAGGCUGUCAAAGUGGCACACUCCUGUAGCCGCAUCCCCCAAACGAGCCCUUGGCUCCAGAAGCAGCUGCAUAGCUUCCCUCCAUGCGAGGCCCGGGAGUCUGCUCUGCAGUCAGCUUUGCCAGUGCAUGACAAUGAACGGGGAGCUGGAUGCUGCUGGUGGGAGCCUCAGAAGUGCAGCGGGAUAUUUUAUUAAUGUCAGAGACAUUAAGGUUUGGAAAAGAGCAAAUUACGCUCCCCGCAGCACAGAGGAGACAGGCAUGGCCAGGCCACGGCCGUUUGUCUGGCAGGAAGGCAGCCGUGUGAGCACGGCUGUCCUGGCCUCUAGCCAUCUCCACGUUAUCGGGUUUGUCUCAAGGCCUGGUGGGAGGGACCCUCUGUUGCACAGGGAGGAAUUAGGGCUGGACGGAGCCUUUGCAGAAACCGCGGCCUUCUGGCUGGUUUAGAAUGAGAUGCCCAUGCGAAGGGCUGACCUCUGGGCUUUGAAGUACAGUUUAGUUUCCUGUUUAGUUUCAUAGACACGGCCACACUGGGUCAAACCAGGUGCCCAUCUAGCCCAGUAUCCUGUUGCUAACAGUGACCAGCACCUGCUGCUUCAAAGGAAGGUGCAAGAACCCUGUAGUGGGCAGCUAUGGGAAACCUGCAUUAUGUCUCCUCCUGAGAUCAGUUUAAGCCAUGAAGCAUGAGAUUAGCCCUUCCAAAACGUCUGUUAGCAAUAACUACGGUACGCUAAAUCGGGAUAUGCGUGGUAUCUCUGUAAACGUCCAAUCCCUUUGUUAAUCCUGCUAAAUUCUUAGCCUCAGUGACCUCAUGUGGUAGUGAGUUCCACCGUCAAAUGACAUGCAAAAUCAUGAAUCUAAUUAGCUCUAUCAGUGCGUGGUCAGGACCUGAUGUGCAGCCUCAGGAUUCUGUAUCCAGGGCUGGGGUCCCGUCUGGGUCUGGGUGUGCUAUCAGGGCUUUGCCUUGCAGGGUUGGGUUGCCAGCCCCAGCCCUGGUGAUAGCAGGGGACUUGACCCAGGAGAUCCCUUCCAGCCCCAUCCCCCUAUGACCAUGGAGUCCUGUUUAAAAAGGAUGGAACCCUUUGUAUUGUCAGGGCAUUAUCUGCAUGGUCAGGACUGAGUCUCUGUAUAAGGCUGAGCUCUGAGUUUGGAUCAGGGUCUUUUCUGCAGUUGUCUCUGGGUUUGGUUUUAGGAUUGAAGCUGUUCUGAGAGACUGGGGACUGGUGGAGAAGUCUGGGUAGGGCUGGAGCCCUGUCUGUAAUAUCAGGACUCUUGUUCAUGGGGGGUGGAUUCACUUUUGGGGAGCCCAGGCCUUGUCUAGGAUGGCUAGGGGCUCUGCUGGGCUAGGAUCCCAUCCUUCCAUCCCUCUGACUCAGCCUGCAGGUCCCUGCGUGUCUCUCUCUGGUGUGAAAGCCUGGCGUGCAGCGUAAAACGGUCCUGACUGUUCCAGAGAACAGCCAACUGCGUGCCAUUUCCAGGAAGCAAAGGAAAUAUAAAUCCGCCCUGGGACACUGGGAGUGGGAGCCAGGGGAGAGGAGCGGCGCGUUCAUACUGAUCAGACCCCGUCUCAGAACUGCCCUCCUGCCCCAUUUGCACAGCCCUGUUUUGUAUACUUAAAUAUUCAAAUGUCCUGGGUGGUGGUGUGGAAUCUGCACAUUUCUCCCCAGGAGUUGGGGGAAACGCAGAACCCUGCUUGCUUUCUGGAGCAGAGAAACCACCACACCGGAGCAAAUGGAUCACAGUAAACAGAAACACCCACAACCUCUCUCCGGGAGGUCUGAAAGGGGUGGCACGCCCCACUGCUCUCCCUCCAAACUCUGUGCCUCUUGUCCUGGGCCUUUCUUAUUGACCCCCUUGAGAUUCAAAGUUCAUUCCUGUGGAGGAGCCUCUAAUUCCUUCAGUAAGCCCAACUAAAAGCAGAUCGGUACAGGGAAGAUACUGGCUAGACAAAGCUCUAACCAUCCGGCUUAGGGAAGAGGUUCUUGAUUGGAGGUCAUGACCAGGUGUCAGGGGGGUCAUGACCACCUUGCCCUGCCCCUAUUGGUAAAUCUCAAGGCUAGAUUAUUGAAAAUGGGAUUGCAAUAUGGAAAAGGUAGAGAACUACUCUGGCACAAGCCUGUGGACUGUGUGAUGAGUUGGCUGGGUCUCAGUUCAGCAAGAAGAUCAGGGCCUUGAAAGACAAGUUUCUCAGAGGACAACCAGGGUAAAGCACCAGCCAGCUCUUGGGGACCUGAGAUAAAUUGCCACUUUGUUCCCAUGUGAAACUGAUUUGCUGCUCCCGGCUUAAUCUGCAGGAGACAUUUGUAUGCAAUACCACCAUGUCGAGAGGGCCAGCUGGCAGCCCCAGCUCAGGGGAGGCCCCGACCUAGAUAGCAGAUGAGAUUGCAGGUCAGGGGAGAGCUACAUUGGCAGGUCUGUCUGGGCGACUCUGCAUAGAGCUGAUUGUAUAGCAUAGCCAGACUCCUCGCUAGACCUUUGCUUCCAAAAGCAUGACGUCGUCUACAACCGUUUAAGAAACAGGGAGCUGUUUGGCUCAGGGGGCUGAUAUUCAUUUCCAGUCCAGAGAGUGCGUCACCAAGAGCCGUUGCCAUCAGAAGUUUAUGUGCAAUAAGCGGAUGGGUCUCACUCUAGUUCCUAGUGGACACACACUGUCAUAACUGACACCAAAUGACAGGUCUCGGCAGAGGUGCCGGGGACUGACUGGAUGGAGACUGAACUCCCAUCUCUGGAGAUGGGGUUGCCAUGCCAGGGUUUUAGCCAUGCUUGUACCUGUUCCAAAGAUGUGGGACCUUGCUCUCCAGAGGUGCCUGGCCACACCCUAGAUAUGUUAAUCGGGUGAAACCCGUGGGGGUUUUUAGAAAUGUAAUAGGAUUCUGUAGAAAUUGCUGUAAAGCCCCAUUGAAAUGGGCACAGAAUGGCACUUCCUAUAGCUUUUGGCAUCAUCCCAUUGAAGGGACAGAACCUUGUAUUAGAUUCUCCAGGAUGGGUCAAGAAACUCUAUAGAAAAGUGAUCAUUUCGUAUUCUACCUUAUGGGACUGCUCAAUAAAGGGCAUCUCUCACCCCAGUCAUGUCUGCUCUGGGAGCUGCUCCCAUGGGGAGAGCUGGCCCCAAAAUUCCCAGUGUGUGUGUGUGUGUAUGUACAUGUAAACAUAUGCCUCUCUUUCCCCAGCUCCCAUCUUCCUUCCUCUGUACAAAGAAUCAUAGAAUUGUAGGACUGGAAGGGACCUCGAGAGUCAUCUAGUCCAGUCCCCUGCACUCAUGGCAGGACUAAGUAUUAUCUAGACCAUCCCUGGCAGGUGCUUGUCUCACCUGUUCUUAAAAACCUCCAAUAACCGAGAAAGAGCUAAAGCCAAACUCAUCCUGAGCCAGAUUCACCAUCAAAAAUAUGCAAGCAGCCAUUGGCUGAAAUGGCAAGGCUGGAAUGAGCCCCACAGCCCCCUCCUGCAGCUUCGACACUAGCACACCACCAUCCCAUUGCCCUCCAUCACCACCCUACCCCGGGAUACCUGCCAGUGCCCAUACAGUGACGGGGAUACAGUGGGCAGCUCUGUGCCUCCCAGAACCACCUGGCUCCAUGGACCCAGCAGUGCUCAGUGCAAGUCAUAAAGCACCUCAGAAAUUCAGCCUGAAGGAGGGGGCUGGUAGGCCUGUGGCGCUGGGAAUGAGACAGAGUCGCUCAUCUCUUGGCUUCCCAUUCACAUCUGGCCUGGUGCAGUUGGUGCCAGAGCCUGGGCUUUGCGCACCUAACACCCUGAGGCAGCGGCUCCUUCGACAGUCCCAGCCUCAGAGCGGUGGCCAGCCAAGGGCAGUAUGUGGUGGCCUUGCUGCACUCAGGCCAGUGUGAAGUGCAUGACCCAGGAGCUGCCCUCAGCGAGGCCAAGGACUGAUCGGGGCAGGGAGGCCAACCUCCCUUCUCACCCUGCCGGGCCGGGGUGGAGACGCCUUAGCAGAGUGGCGGGGCGAGCUUGCCCCGUGGCAUCUGCCCUGUGGCUAGACACAGGCAUUCAAACUCCACACACGCAUUAUCCAGGGCUCUCUGCUCAGUGUCCCCCUCUGGUUCGGACCCUGCAGCCUGCACCCCUGUCCCUGUAGGCUGACACCCCCCCUUCUUAUCUGCUGAUAUCUGGGUUUGGGGUGUCUUCCUUCUAGAGGGGGCAGAGGUUUUGUUAUGCACUGGGCUAUCCCCACCAUCACAGAGUUGAAAAAGACCCUUCCACAGUGUCAAGCUCACAGCACAGAGACGAUGCUCUGAGGGGGGAGGGGAAGGGGCUAACUGAAGAGUGGGGACACCCCAGGCAGGAGGCAGCAGACGGGCCUCUGGGUGCAAAAACCCCUGUCCAGGGCCCCGACCUUCCCCAAAGCAUCCAGGGCUGUUGGAGGCAGAGAAGGAUGACGGGGGGGGGGGGAUUCACAGGCUCCCUGUGUGCUUUGUUU
This is a messenger RNA of Dermochelys coriacea (leatherback sea turtle), 7055 nucleotides long. Its product is annotated as chemokine-like protein TAFA-5. The record is from RefSeq and is a predicted model, not a curated record. Lineage: Eukaryota; Metazoa; Chordata; Testudines; Dermochelyidae. The transcript is spliced from 4 exons. The coding region runs from base 852 to 1394 and encodes 180 amino acids.